Messenger RNA from Phyllostomus hastatus (greater spear-nosed bat), 3472 nucleotides. RefSeq names its product zinc finger BED-type containing 3 (gene ZBED3). The record is from RefSeq and is a predicted model, not a curated record. Gene Ontology annotation, biological process: regulation of transcription by RNA polymerase II. Gene Ontology annotation, molecular function: transcription cis-regulatory region binding. Bases 556 to 1230 code for a protein of 224 amino acids. Lineage: Eukaryota; Metazoa; Chordata; Mammalia; Chiroptera; Phyllostomidae. The transcript has 6 exons.
AUUUCUUCUAACAACUUGUGCCAUCACACACGUUGAACCUAAAAGGAUUCAAGCUGCAUUCAGAGACUGAAGACAGGAAUCUAGGUCUUGGAAGAUUAAUCUAGGUCUUGGAAAGGAUGCGGGAACGGAGCGCUGUGUCUUUAAGGGGGACGCGCAGAGGUUUCCGCUCCGGACAAAAUGUCUGCGAGGAUCCUGGAAGAGACCAACAGUCCAACACGGCCAGCCUCCCUCCCGCCGCGCUCCGGGGAUGAUGGAAUUGAGGCGACCCACAAUAAAAAGUAUUCAACGAUGUGCAAAAAGGCCAAGACCCAAACCAGCAUUCAAGGAGAACAUACUGAGGAAUCUAGGUUUUAAUCUGAUAGGUUAUUAGAAGAAUAGAACUUCAAAUAGAACUUCAAAUGCAAAGUACUGCAGAUCAUUCUUCAAAGCUCAGAGCUAAGGCUAUAGUGUUUCUGCCUGAGAACUUGGGUUGGCUGGAAACCCUGAGGCAAUGACAGGGACCUCAGUGCCCUUGGGACAUGGCCCACCAACUAAUUUAAAGAUGCUGCAAAGAGGAUGAGGAGGGACGAACUGGUGGUGACCAUGGAAGAGACGGGUGGGCAGGACGAUGCAGCUGCGCUGGGCAGCCCUUUUCCUGGCCUGGAGCCAGCGCCUGCCAGCCGCCUGGGGGCACCAUAUUCCGAGGCCUGGGGUUACUUUCACCUGGCCCCGGCCCGCCCUGGACAGCCGUCUGGCUACUGGGCCACCUGCCGGCUGUGCGGGGAGCAGGUGAGCCGAGGCCCGGGCUUCCACGCGGGCACCCCGGCGCUGUGGAGGCACCUGAAGAGCGCACACCGGCGCGAGCUGGAGAAGAGCGCCGCACGCCGUUCACCGCCGCCCGCGCCCAGCCCUGCUGCGGCCGCAGAAGGCGACUGGGCACGCUUGCUGGAGCAGAUGGGCGCGCUGGCCGUACGGGGAAGCCUGCGAGAGCGCGAGCUGGCACGGCGCGAGGCAGCCGUGGAGCAGGGCGAGCGCGCCCUGGAGCGGAGGCGCAGGGCCCUGCUGGAGGAGGAGCGAGCUGCGGCCCAGGCGCGGCGGGAGUUACAAGCCGAGAAGGAGGCGCUGCAGGCACGGCUGCGAGAACUGAGCCGUCGGGAAGGAGCCUCGACCACGGCCCCCCUGCAGACUCCUCUCAAAGAGGAGCCCGAGGGGGAGAGGGACAGCUACACCAUCACUAAGGUCCAGCUCUAGGUUUGGGCCGCUCCCGCCACCCCAUGCCAGCGCUACCCCAAGUGUGGUCCGCGGACCAGCGUCUUCAGCCUCACCCGGGAGCUGAAUUUCAGCCCGCUGCCUCCCAGUGAAUCAGAAUCUCCAAUGGGCGGCCUUGAAAAGCACUUCUGAGGCCUGAACAAAACCAAAAAUCACUCCUACUCUGGGGUCGCCUGGGGUGCCUGGGAGCGCAAGCUCCAGCGGCUCCCUUUGCUGUUGGCAUUUAGUGGGCAUCGUGCAUGGAGCGGUUUCCCUCCAAAUGCCUUUGGGAAUGAUAGAUCCAGCAGCCCGUAGAACCUAAAUCUUCCAUGGCCUUCUACCUGGUGACUCUGAAAGGACAGAAGCUUUCUUACAAGCCAAAGACUACCACACCACGUGCCUGUACACCAGCCGGGACAACCCAGGGUGCAGGGUCCGUGGAAAUAAUGGUAAAGCAUUUUAUCCGAAAGGAAGAGUUUUAAUCAUUUCCUAACGAGUAAAUCUUUGAUGAGCAAUCUUGGCCCAGUACCAAGUUCAGAAAAGAGGACCCACUCAGUUUCCACGACUGCCCUUUACCCUUAUGAUCUCUUGUGCCUCUGCAGGGCAGUCCUGAGAAGCCCUCUGUUUACUCUCCUCCCCGGUCUGCACAAUACCAAGUGCACCUUGGUCUAUUUCAUCUCAGCCGCCUUUUAUCUGGUUUCAGACCCAUCCGCAGCUAUGGUCAGUGUCUCCACGUUCUGCCUCACACCUGCCUCAUUACCAGGAAAACACGACUUUAUCCUUCAUUGCUAGGAAGAGCACUUCCUUCCCCACCCGACGGCACAGUGCCCACUUUUGGGUCAAAGAAGGCAUCCUUCCCACCUGAGGCAACCUCCUCCUAUGUUUACAUCCAUUCCUUUUCCACCUUCACUGGCUCUUUGCUCCAUUAGUGUUCCUCUGUUUCUCUUAUUCCCUCCCUUUCUCCAGGCUUCCUCUUUCUUGGAAAUGCCCAGUUUCCCUUGCAUUGAAAAGAAAGACUUCCGCAGCCUGGACACUCUCAGCUGAACCACCAUCCAAGGAGGUGGUCCUUCCUGCCUAUUCUUCCUCCCUGUUCUUUGUCUCCUCCAUUCCAUGGUCAGCUUUCCAUGCUACACUGGACUCUUCAGAAGCCACCUCAAUCCCCCAGUGGCUAAAUAUAAUGAUUUAUUCAGACUUCAUUUUGCUUAAUCUCUCCCUUUGUGAAAUUUCUCCUUCAGUAGGGGGAACCUACUUUUCCUCUAGAGAAUUCUUUUUCAUGAUACAAUGAUUUCUAAAUGACUUUUACAUUUCUAAAUGAUUUUUCUUAGGUCUAUUUUUUCCUCAUUUUUUUAUAUACUGAAAAAUUUCAGGCAUCCAGAAGUAGUUGAAAGGCUAGUGCAAUGAAUAUCCAUAUCUACUCUCCACCUCAACUCAACAAUUAACAUUUUGCCAUAUUUACUUUUUCUCCCCUCCACCCCAUACAUACCUGACAUUUCAUCCCCAAGUAUUUCAGUAUGUAUCUGCUAAGAAUAAAGACAUUGUUCUACAUGAUUACAGUGCAAUUACCAUACCUAAGAAUAUAAACAAUUUCCUAACAGCCUCUAAUGUAAAGUCCUUAAUCAGAAUUCCCCAAUUGUCUCAAGAAAGUCUAAUCUUUUUUAAAAAUAGGCUCCAAAGUUAAUAUAUUACUUUUGAUUAUAACCCUUUUAUAAUCUCUUUUAGUCUAGAACACCCUCCUUACUACUUUCCCUUGACAGUUUCGAGUCCCAGCCAUCUGUCUUAUAGAAUGUCCUACAUCUGUAUUUGUUUGCUUAGGCCAGUUUCUGCACUCAUUCUUAGUUCAUUUACCUGUAAGAGCUGCAUUAAUCACCUCUGGGCCCUUGGCUCCUGAACGCUUCCAGCAUUGUGUCCUCCCCCCCCUCCCCGCCCCCCGCCCAAACCCUGGCCUGUCCUUCAUGUCUAAUCCCUGCUCCAUUUCUACUUGCAAAACUGCCACUACAGAUGGAAACAGCAAAUCUAUUCAGUGCCACAUCCCCACUCCUCAUCUCUCCUGAACUCUUAAAAUGUAUCAGGUACAUACAUACUUUACAUGAAUUAUAUUAGUCUCAUAGAGCUCCACAAGGAGGUACUAAUAUUGGGUUGGCCAAAAAGUUCACUUGUUUUUUCCCGUAAGAUGGCUCUAGUGGUACUUAGUUGUCUUUAACUUCAUUCAAAACAAUUUUUUUAGAUUGUAUUAUGAAAGCUGUCA